Molecule: messenger RNA, 1296 nt
Organism: Branchiostoma belcheri (Belcher's lancelet)
Lineage: Eukaryota; Metazoa; Chordata; Leptocardii; Amphioxiformes; Branchiostomatidae
Product: DNA-directed RNA polymerase III subunit RPC6-like
Exons: 9
Coding region: 237-1067 (276 amino acids)
Biological process (GO): transcription by RNA polymerase III
Cellular component (GO): RNA polymerase III complex
Source: RefSeq, a predicted model, not a curated record
GCGGUCAAAGGUAAAGAGGUUACUUGAGGUCAUUGGCUACAGUGCUCGUGGUGUAAAAACAGUUGAGGGUUUGUUGGUAGCACAUCGCAAAAGGAAAACAACAAAGACAAGAUGGAACAGGACUCAACGGACGGUGUCGUCAUCAAACAAGAGUCGGUAGAGCCUGUAGAACUGGUAGAAGCAGAGUGAUCGAGUUAUGCCAGGAGACCCCAAAAGGCAUCACGGACGCCCUGAUCAUGAAGCACAUGCCCAUGGUCACAGCCCAGCAGAGAGCCAGUGCCAUCAACAGGCUGCUGUCCACUGGCCGCAUCGAUGUGUUAAAAGGAGCUGGUGGGCUGAUCUACAGGCUGAAAGAUUCCCAAGGCACAAAUGUUAUAAAAGGUGCAGAUAACCAAGAGAAGUUGGUGUACCAGAUCAUCACAGAUGCUGGGAACAAGGGCAUCUGGAUCCGGGACAUCAGGUACAAGUGUAACAUCAUGAUCACACAACUCAACAAAAUCCUCCGCAACCUGGAGAGCAAGAAACUCAUCAAGUCUGUCAAGUCAGUUGCUGCCUCCAAGAAGAAAGUUUACAUGCUGUUCAACCUUGAACCUGACCAGUCAGUGACGGGUGGAGCCUGGUUUAGUGACCAGGACUUUGAGUCGGAAUUUGUUGAGGUUUUGAAUCAGCAGUGCUUCAAGUUUCUGCAGCAAAAGGCCACUGCUGCUAAAGAAGCCAAGCAGGGACCCAUCGCACAGAGAAACGCUUCUUACGCCUCCUCCAAGGAGGUCUGUAAGUUCAUCACAGAACUGGGCAUCAGCAAGGUCCAGCUGUCAGUUGCAGACAUCGAGACCAUCCUGAACACGCUGAUCUAUGAUGGGAAGCUGGAGAUGACGGUCGUGGCUAGCCAGAGCAGCUCCGCGGAGGACAGCCAGACCAAACUGUACAGAGCAGUGACGCCGAUCAUGCAGCCAGCAGGACUCAUGAGAAUACCAUGCGGGGUCUGCCCAGUGUUUGACAGAUGCCAUGAAGGCGGCGCCGUUUCCCCGUCCACCUGUGUGUACAUGAAAGACUGGCUGGAGUUCUGACACAGGUCUGUCUUUCUGGAGAGUGUACAUAACAGGCUUAUCAUGAUGAGGAGGAAUAAACAUUGUAACUGUGGACUUGUGACUGCUUGGCUGAAUGGUUUAUACACAAGUUUUAGGCCAUGAACAUGAAGGUAGGGCUUCAGAGCAGAGACUCAUAUGUAGAUACCCGGUAUAAGUUCUGACACAGGUCCAUGUUUGUGGAGAGAGUAAGUACGUAACAUACUGAUGA